Molecule: messenger RNA, 3218 nt
Organism: Heteronotia binoei (common prickly gecko)
Lineage: Eukaryota; Metazoa; Chordata; Lepidosauria; Squamata; Gekkonidae
Gene: ING2
Product: inhibitor of growth family member 2
Exons: 2
Coding region: 136-1053 (305 amino acids)
Biological process (GO): positive regulation of DNA-templated transcription
Cellular component (GO): nucleus
Source: RefSeq, a predicted model, not a curated record
GGGUUUCCUCUCGCCCGGCCGCCUCAGCCGCCUGAGAAGCCGCCGCCUGGGGGACUCCGCUCCCCGCCCUCCCCCUUCCCUCGCGGGAUCGGGGUCUCCUGCGCGAGGAGGCAGGGGGGGCUGUCACGUCGCGUCAUGAUGUUGGGGUCGCCGGGGCAACAGCCUGGGGGGGCGGGGUCUGGGGCGGCGGCGGCGGCCGGGUCUGCAGCCACUUGUGCCGGCGGGGCUGGGGGCGUCCCGAGCUUCCCGUGCGGCGGCGGGGGCGGCGUGUCGGAGCGGUUCCUGGCGCGCUACGUGCAGGACUACCUGGAGUGCGUCGAGUCCCUGCCGCUGGACAUGCAGAGGAUGGCCUCGCUCCUGCGCGAAAUGGACACGCGAUGCCGGGCAUUGAAAGAAAUUGAUGAAGUUUAUGAGAAAUACAAGAGCGAAGAUGAUCCUGUCCAGAAAAAGCGUUUGCAGCAGCAUCUUCAGCGAGCCUUAAUCAACAGCCAAGAGCUAGGAGAUGAGAAAAUCCAAAUAGUUACUCAGAUGCUUGAGUUAGUAGAGAACAGAGCCAGGCAAAUAGACUCUCAUUCUCAGUGUUUUCAAGAUCAUUCAGAUACGGAAAAACCCAUUGAAAAGUCAAAAGUGGAUCCUUGUCAACCAGAGAGAUCUUCGCGAAGGCCCCGCCGACAGCGUACCAGUGAAAGUCGUGAUAUAUGUCAUAUAGCAAAUGGAAUUGAUGAGUAUGAUGACCAGCCUCCUAAGGAAAAGAGAUCCAAAUCUGCCAAGAAAAAGAAACGCUCUAAAGCUAAACAAGAAAGGGAAGCUUCUCCAGUAGACUUUGCAGUAGACCCUAAUGAACCAACUUACUGUCUCUGUGACCAAGUAUCUUAUGGAGAAAUGAUAGGAUGUGACAAUGAACAGUGUCCUAAUGAGUGGUUUCACUUUUCAUGUGUUGGGCUCACCUAUAAACCAAAGGGGAAGUGGUAUUGCCCCAAAUGCAGAGGAGACAACGAGAAGACUAUGGAUAAAUGUACAGACAAAUCCAAAAAAGAUAGAAGAUCAAGGUAGUCGAUGCUCCAAAUGUGUUGACAGUUGCUUGGUUUUUAUUACAAAAAACUGUUUAAUAAGCAGACCAGUAUUUUAGAAAAAUGCAUAAAGCUAUGCAAUAACUUUUAAAAUCCACAGUACUAAUGGAGUAUUAAUAGAUGUUAGUACUAUUGUGCUCUUGAAUAUUCUGCACUAAAUAACCAAAUUCUUCGAACAGGGUCACAUAGGAGUAGCACAGAGGGAAUUCAGUUUCCCUCAGUCUUCUUAAUAAUGGUAUAAUUAUGUUGAUGCCUGAUGAGGAAGAACUGGAGGGAUAAUCAUGUUAAGACUGGUGUGUUAACAUCUGUUGCAGUCACAACUUUAGUUACUUUUUAAGCCUUUCAAGGCAAAAGCCAGCCUGCUUCUUUAUUGCCUUCCAUGUGAUCUGCAUAUAUGUCUCUAAUUUAUUUAUGUUAAUCUUGUGGUGGUGAGUUUAGAUGUCUAUGUUUAGAGAAAGUAUAUUAAGUGGUGAAAUACUCAUGGCUAGAAGAGUUCCACUCAGCAUUAUAAUGCCAGUUCUGAACUGACACCGAUUGCCUUUUCCAUGCUGCCUCUUUUCAUAAUAUCAGUUGUAUCAUCUUGCUUCUGAAUCAUGCAGUGCCCAGGAGCACAUCAUAAUAUUGAAAUGCUUAGAAAUACUGUAGUUGUGUAGGAACAGCAAUGUGUAUCAGUCUUUGACUGGGCAAAAGUUUGGAUUUAAGAGUCUGGAAAACAGCAAAGUGCAGUAAGUAUCAGAAAACACCUAUCUUGUAUAAAAGGAAAACUGAUUGUUUAAAAGAUCCUAGACUUUUCAAAAUUGUAGUAAGCUUCAUAUAACCUGACAAAUUAAUGACCUUUGGAACACAGCAGCUGAUGAUGCUCCAAGACCAGGCAUUUUUAACUUAACACUGUAUUGGACUAGUUGUGAUCUAGCUGUCUGAACAUAACACUGAGUAGGUUUUUCCAGACAGUAAGUAUUGCUUUCUUCCUGGCAGGUCAGAGGGUUCCGCUUGCAUUUCAUGAAGGAUGUUACUGUGCCGUUGCAAGACAAUAACAAUGUAAAAUAAAUGGAUAAAACAGCCCAAGAACAAUUUUCCAUAUUCUUUGAAUUCUUGCUUUUACAACAGCAAUAUAAUGUUCCUUUGGUGACUGAUACUUUAUUACAUCAGCUCAUGUUUUACUGAGCUAUUAGAAGUUCUGAGUACUCAAACAAAAAAUGAUUGCAUCCUGUGACUCAGAUGGACAGCUUCAUUUUGUAAAGGCAAGAAGCAGUAUCUUUGGGAACUUAGAUAUAAUCCAAAUUAACUGCUGCUUUUGUUACACGUCAGUAAUUUGCGGACUCAUUACCUAUAUGUACCAUAAAGGCAUAAGAAGCUUAUUUCAUCUCGGCAUACCCUGAAAUUGCAUUUCACAAAUUUCAUGUGAACUGGCAGAUGGUGAACUGUUUCCCAUCAUAUAGCAGUAGUCUCCUUCCAUAAAUGUAUUCUCUCGUUCAGAGGCUUAAUGCAGAUUCAUAAUGUAGCUGUAAUUUUGUUAUUUUGAUGUAAUUUCCCUGUCUUGAAGAAAAUCAUGCAGUGGCCAGGAAAACAGUCUAAACUACUUUUAUACUGUUGCAAUUUGCUGCUGUUUCCUUCCCCGUCCCCAGAACAUAUAUAAUUGGUUGGUCCAAGCUGAAUGAAAUUUUUUUCAAAGGCUUUUAAUUUAAUGGCUAAUGUACACCACCACAGUCCAACAGCUUCCAAUGAUUACAAAACAAACUUAGUUAUUCUAGAAUGCUGUUAUUUACGAGUUCUGAUUGUUUCUAGGAACAGAAAUUCUGCAAACAAUUAAUAUUGUGCAUCAGAUAUUUGCACAACUUCUAAACUGGGAAUGCCCUGGUUUCUUUUUGCAAUUCAUUGUGGCUCCUUUUGAUGGAUACCUAGUCCUUAGUCCUACCUUAGCAAAAAGGUAAUUUUUCCUGUUUUUAAGAAAUGGCAUCAUUGCUAUAAAGUACUACUUUUGAUUUUAUUUUAUUUUUUAAAUUUGCUUGUUGUGGUUUGACAAUCUCUCAGUUCUAAAAUUUGUAAUCCUGGGCACAUACAAAUGGGAACUGUGCUACUGAAGUGUACCGAUUACUUGGAUCUAAUAUUUCGCAUGCUAUGGUUUAUGAAUAAAAAAACCUUUUGGUU